AUGCUUGCUUGGUGGGGCCGCUCAGAAAGGAUACCACAGCUAACGAGGACACGGACGGACGUCGGGGAUUCUGCGACGACAACCGGUACCAAAGUCGCCCACCACGGCAAGCACUCCUCUGGUCUGGUCUGCACUCGCAAUGCCACCGUGAAGAUGCUGUCGUUUAUUUUGAUUCAGAACCGCCAGGGCAAGACUCGACUUGCGAAAUGGUACGCUCCGUACAGCGAUGAGGAGAAGAUAAAGCUCAAGGGCGAGGUCCACCGCCUCGUGGCGCCGCGCGACCAAAAGUACCAAUCCAACUUUGUCGAGUUCCGCAACAACAAGCUCGUGUACCGGCGGUACGCGGGGCUCUUCUUUUGCGCGUGCGUCGACACAAACGACAACGAGCUCGCCUUCCUCGAGGCAAUCCACUUCUUCGUUGAGGUGCUCGACGCCUUCUUUGGCAACGUGUGCGAGCUCGACUUGGUUUUCAACUUUUACAAGGUCUACGCAAUCCUGGACGAGGUGUUUUUGGCCGGCGAGAUUGAGGAGACGAGCAAGACCGUCGUCCUCACGAGGUUGGAGCAUUUGGAUAAGUUGGAGUGAUGAAGGGAGAAGGGAUUUGGCAAGCGGGGAUAAUGUUCGGGUUGGAUAAUCGUGUUUCAUGGUUGAUUGAUCACGGCGGGUUCGGAAUGCAGCACUUCUUUUUCGGCAUCACGUCGAGGGGACGUGUGAUACAUCCUUGCAGUUCGACAACACAUCAACCAGUCGUGUUGCGGAGAGAGCCCCGGACGAGGAGGGCCUCUGCAGCGUCUUCAUCAGUGAGGCAAUGGAACGGCAGAUGACCGUGCCCUUCUGGGCUAUGAUUGACGAUACUAGAACGUGGCCAGGACUAUGGGCGCUGUGCGUACCAGGAGAUUAAUGUAUCUACUGGCAUAUUAGCGCCAUCAAGUUCCCUCUGGCUAGAGAUGGGGCCAGUUGGGGAUGUAGUCAAUGAAUCCCUACUAUCGAGGGCCCAAAAUUGACCCGCUUUAGUCGGUAUGCGCACUUGGUUUUUUUCUUGCUAAAAAACUUAUAUCACCAGCAUGACUCUGUAUUAUUGUAUUGGUAUUACAUGCCGGGAAUAGAUAGAGAAUCGGCCGAGUAAGAUAGGCAGGCAGGCUUAUAUUGGAACGGAC
Messenger RNA from Pyricularia grisea, 1157 nucleotides. RefSeq lists its product as uncharacterized. Gene Ontology annotation, cellular component: AP-2 adaptor complex; intracellular membrane-bounded organelle. The record is from RefSeq and is a predicted model, not a curated record. Gene Ontology annotation, molecular function: clathrin-cargo adaptor activity. Lineage: Eukaryota; Fungi; Ascomycota; Sordariomycetes; Magnaporthales; Pyriculariaceae. The transcript is spliced from 3 exons. The coding region runs from base 1 to 585 and encodes 194 amino acids. Gene Ontology annotation, biological process: clathrin-dependent endocytosis; protein transport.